Molecule: messenger RNA, 519 nt
Organism: Octopus sinensis (East Asian common octopus)
Lineage: Eukaryota; Metazoa; Mollusca; Cephalopoda; Octopoda; Octopodidae
Exons: 2
Coding region: 1-519 (172 amino acids)
Source: RefSeq, a predicted model, not a curated record
AUGCCUAGACGUGAAAACUUGAGUGAAGACCAAUUAUCGAAAAGGUUAUUGGAAUUAGAUGAAGAAUGGGAAGAAUAUAGUAGUGAUUCCCUCUAUUGCUCUGAAGAGGAUGAUGAAAGCGAUUGUGUGCUGGACAGAUUAGGUGUUUAUAAAUCUAACCAUCAAAAUGUUACACAGUUAUCGAGUAAAGAAGAUGGUAGCCCAAUAUUCAACAAAAUUAUGAGCCGGGGAAGAUUUCAACAGCUUUUACAAGUAUUGCAUUUUGAUGAUGCUAGUGCAAGAAGAAAAAUGAGAAUUGAUGAUGAACUGGAGCACAUAAGAGAAGUAUUUGAAAUGUGGAAUCAGAAUUUGCAAGAUAGAUAUGUUCCAAGAUCAUGCAUGACAAUUGCUGAACAAUUAGCUUCCUUUAGAGGGCACUGCCCAUUCCUGGUAUAUAUUCCUUCAAAACCAGGGAAAUAUGCGACAGUGAAGAAUCUUAUGGCUGGAAAAUGCAAAUCUACAAUGGAAAAGUCCCAGUAA